Messenger RNA from Fundulus heteroclitus (mummichog), 2642 nucleotides. Its product is annotated as putative methyltransferase NSUN7. NCBI's taxonomy places the organism in Eukaryota, Metazoa, Chordata, Actinopteri, Cyprinodontiformes, Fundulidae. The coding region runs from base 86 to 2539 and encodes 817 amino acids. Gene Ontology annotation, molecular function: methyltransferase activity. The transcript is spliced from 13 exons. The record is from RefSeq and is a predicted model, not a curated record.
AUUAUCAUAUUGUUGCCAUGGUGUUGCAAACUCUGGACAGGGAGCAGCAGCUCUCUGGGCUCUUGUUUAAGCUGCAUAAGUGAAGAUGAGAGUCGUUUCCACGAGGCGGCUUCGGAGUGACGACGAUGGCUCCAGAGAGGACGUAAAUAUGAGCUGCGAGACUGAGAAGGCGCUUAUCAUCUCUCAUCAGGAGCAAGGCCAUCAGAAUAACAAGCAGCUGCUCUCCCCUCUGCCUCAUCUUCAUCCAUCAUCUCCUGGCUCAGCCUGCCCUCCCUCUGAUCAGGCCUUUCUCCAGGCAGCGGCCAUCUUUCAGCAGCUUCGCAGGGAGAAGCCGGCGUCCCAUCAGCUCCUGCAGUAUGAGAGAAAGACGGACACGCUGCCACUCGACAGUGGAGAUGAGGCCACACAGAGGCAAGCCUACCAGCUCGCCUUCAACACGCUCAAAUACCAAGAUUUACUGGAGGCCAUGAUUACUGACAGCUGCUUCCACACAUCUCAGCACAUCUACAGUGACUUGUUGCCGUUGGCCAUGGUGAUGCUGUUUGACUUCCAGGACAGGAAGUUUCAGCUGCGUCAGCGUCCAGCUGAAGGAGAGCAGGAGGCCGUUCCUGAAGUCAGAGACCUGGAGAAAAGCCUCCAGAGGUGGAAGACCAAGCUGGCAGCAUCUCUGGCUUGCUUCAGGGUAAAACACAAUCUGCGGAGCGUCUCUCGUUUUCUGUCCGAUUCCCUCCGGGCCAAAGAGCACAGGGCCAAAUCUCUGCCGCUUUACGCGUGGGUCAACACUUUAAACACCAGUCUUGACGAGGCCUGUGAAGUGUUACGAAGCGCCGGCCUGAGCGAAGUAAAGAACGUGGCUGACCUCACGGGUUCAACGUUUUCCAAGGACCCCCUGUGUCCAGACACGCUCAUCUUCCCCCGCAGCCUGCGUACGCCUCUUCAGAGCAGCACCCUCACCAGCACACAUGUGCUGAACAUACAGGACAGGAGUGUGUGUGUGGCGGUGAGCGCCUUACAGCCCCUCCUGUUUGACAGAGGGGACGUCCUGGUGGCGGGCUCCUUCUCGGCCCUGACCGUGGCUCACGUGGCCGUUGCAGCUGCCGCUCGCUCGGGCCGAGUUCUGGUGUGCGCCGCUGACCACGCUCCUUCGCAGACAGACGAGAUGAAGGAGCUGCUCUCACGGAUGGAUGUCAAAAAUGUCAAAGUGCUGUCAGAAGGCUUCUGCGGCCUGGAUGAGUGGGACGCCGCUGUGCAGAGACUGAAGGUCAUCAUAGUGUUGCCUCAGUGUUCGUCCUCUGCCCUCAAUGACCCGGUCAUCGCCAUGCACAGUGAACACGGAGACUGGAAUCUGCUCCCUGACUUAUCCCACGGCUCUGUCUCCAAAAGCAAAAUAUUCUCUCUGACUACCCAGCAGGCCCGGCUGCUCGCCCACGCUCUGUCCUUUCCAAAGGUCCAGACAGUGGUCUACUGCACGCGCUCAGUGUGUCCCGAGGAAAACGAACAGCUGGUCGGAAGAGUGUUGGAGAAAACACAUACUCACCCCAAACUGCUGCCCUUCAGGGUGAACGGUCCGAUUUUCCCUGACGACACUGCGACAGGAGACGAAACGGACUCCGGGUUCUUCAGGCUUCAGCCUUCUCAGUUCACCAACGGCUGCUUCGUAGCCAGACUGUCGCGGCAGGCCGACCCCACUAAGGUAGAAACGGUUCAGGACGUGCUGGCGAGGGCGGCAGCCAAGGGUCUCCUGGGCGGCAUCUUUCCUGAACCAUCAAAAACUGGUAAAAAGGGCAAAAGCAGAAAGAAACGGGCCGCCUCCGCCACCAGCAAACCUCCGUCUCCAUCCAGCCAGGAGGAGCCUGAGGGACGGGAGGCUGGUGGCGGACGAGAUCCUGCUCCACCUUCAGAGCGCGGAGAGGAGAACGAGGAAGGGGACUUUAAGGGAGGCGAAGAAAACGCGGCUGGAAUGCGGGAUGAUAAGACCAAGGCAGAGAAGAAGAAAAAGCGAAAACCCAAAAGGAAUCAAAAACAGACCAAAGGUGAUACCGUAGGCCCGAAACAUCCGCCCAAAGGGCAAAAGAAGAAGGCAAAGAAGAAAGCAAACCAAUCUCAGCAGGCGAACAGCAAACCGAGGCGAAUCCCGCGUCUCACUCUGACGUUGAUGUCUGCCGAUAAACCCUCCAGGCACUUGUCUCCCAUCACGGCUCUCGCGCACAAGAUCAGCGGCAAACCGGCGAAGCUGCAGGAGGGCUCACCUGCUGUCCCGGAAAAACAUCUCCCCCACCCUCAGCCUGCGCCCUCCACUCCUCAGACAGUCUCUGAGAGGCAAAACCUCCCGCCUGACGGGGCAGAGGGGAUCCCAGAGAAGGAGGGGGUCCGUCCUGGGAGUGUGAAGAAAGCGCAGGGAGCGUCGAAGGCCGCAGAUCACGUCCUGCCGCCGAUUUCUUCCCCGCCGUCAGGGAGCAGCUCUGUGGGCCGGCCACGGUCUCUGACCUCCGGCCCUCAGUUAGCAUCAGCGUCCUCAGUUUCUCUGCACGGGUUAUAAAACGACAGACACACUGUGUAGCCUUCGUAACGCUGUACUCACUGGCCGAACCUGCAGUCAGGGAUAUCAGGAGUUUUUGUUUUUUUUCCUACAUGCAUGUAGG